AUGAAGCAACACCAUGCUGUGACUUUCAGAUUGCUUUCUCUGGAAUUCAAAAUGAAAUGAUUCAUCAAUUGAUCAUCACGGGCUGAACCCCGUGUUCAGGGCAUUAAAAUUGCCGAGUGGGGGGACGAUAUAUCCGAAAAUGUUGACAUGAACUUAGUACGAAACAAGGCCUCGGCUCCCCAAAAUUCUCCGAAUUUAUCGAGUAAACUUAUUUGCCUGUUGACUGGUUUCUUACUUGAGCCAAAAUUGAACAUGACAUCACGUAUGCGGUUCUCUGAAUGGAGCCCACGCUGUUCAUGUCAGACUCCGGUACCCUUGGUCUAAGCGCGGAGCAAUCUGAUAUUCCCACCAUCAUUGUUGCAGGAGUCAGGGCGUCUCUUCUGCUUACCCUCCAGCAGCGCAGUGGACAGGAUUCGUACACAGACAUGGGUCUGCCUGUGCACUUCAUUAUUGUCAUUCUGAUGACUGUGGCUUUUGCAUCAGCUUCAAUACUCCCACGAGGGCCUCAGACGAAUGCAACUUGCUCCAGUGAUUAUGAUUGGACCGACAAUGAGUCUGGUUUGAGUCCUUGUCUGCUGGCAUCGUAUUUGUUGGGAUCCUGUUUGACUGGCGAUUACGGUGUAUGGGCUUUACCGGCCAAUUCUCAUUAUGAUCCUCCGAAUGUCGGUACCAUGUCGUCGACACCGUGCUCAUGUUCUUGGUCCGUUUAUAACCUCUUAAGCGCUUGUACAGUAUGCCAGGGAAACGUGAAUUCCAUUCUGAGCUGGGCCUACUACAAAACUGAAUGCCCCAAUGACGACUUGUCCACGACCACGUUCUAUCCUUACGAUAGAGGUUUUGAACUUCCCCCAUCGGCUUCUAUUCCGUACUGGGCCACCCAAAAUCCUCUGAAUUGGCCCGAUGGACGGUUUGAUUCUUUAGAUGCCAAGAAUCUGUCUUCUCAAGGUCAUUCUGAUCUUACUUCGGAUGAUGCCAACGCCAACAAUGAUAACUCUUCUACUCCUAUCGGUGCCAUCGUCGGAGGUGUUGUAGGCGGUGUAGCCGCCUUAGCUCUCGCAGCAAUCAUUGCUUUCUUCCUCUUCCGACGUCAUCGUCGACGUGCAUCUGUUAAAGGUACAGUUGGGACCAGUGGACCCGCAAGCGGGGACACACGAUCUACACUACACCUUAGAUCCAACUCAGCGAUGACUCAAAUGUCCGAUCCCACUUCCUUCCACUCCAGUGGCAUAAUGGGCAUGAUGAACCCGCCUCCCCCAUUGAGUCCACAAAGUCUAAACAGACCAACAUUGCACUCGCGUUCGAGCUCCAGCGACGUUGGGGGUCAUGGAUCGUACUUUGGUUCUAUUCAUGGAACAUCCGCAUUCAUGUCUCCCACCACCGUAGAAUCACAGGGGAUGUCCCUGAACCCAGAGGACAUCAUCACGCCUUUCACUGCUUCCCUUUCGGACCACGGAACGUCGUAUCAUAUCGACGCGACUUCAAUCUCGUCGCUUUCUCAUGAGACCGGUAGCAAUGAAGGGAGCGUGAGUCUUUCUGGGCAUAAUGCCAACCGCAUGAACCCGCCGGCAUAUAGCCUGUAUCCUAACCAGAUCCAUCAGACGCUGGAGCAGGCGCCGCUGAGGACUGGGAAGGACAGUAUGCAGGUCCAGAACCCAGUGGGGAGUCGGCCUCAUUCCGUUGUCCAGCCGCCGCCGCCCAGUGACACCAGCUUUGAUAUUUCUAGGGUAGCCUGAUUUAUUUCGCUUUUUGUGGAUCUAGCAGGAUCGAUAGCUGAGCGUAUAUGUACUCAUGUAGGUCCGCAAAGUGUACUUAUAUAUACAUAUUAAAAAUGGAAGGAUUCUUCGCGAUGUAGACUGG
Desarmillaria tabescens is the source of this 1857-nucleotide messenger RNA. RefSeq lists its product as uncharacterized. Lineage: Eukaryota; Fungi; Basidiomycota; Agaricomycetes; Agaricales; Physalacriaceae. The transcript is spliced from 8 exons. The coding region runs from base 279 to 1733 and encodes 484 amino acids. The record is from RefSeq and is a predicted model, not a curated record.